AUGGACAACAUCGAUAAGGAAUACGACCGGCUCGUUGAACACCUUCACGACUGCGCAAAGAAGGCUGAGAGUUUUAAAACCGCCAAGAGACGUCUGUCUCUUGAAACUCUUGAGCUGAUACGCCAGCGUGGAGCAGUUGGAGCCGCAGGGAACCAAAAACUCACGUCCGAGCUCGCAAGGCUUUGCAGAGAGGCGGUAAAGGAAGACCUUAGAGAGAAGAGCAGAGGUGCUGGCUGA
Necator americanus (New World hookworm) is the source of this 237-nucleotide messenger RNA. RefSeq lists its product as uncharacterized. The coding region runs from base 1 to 237 and encodes 78 amino acids. The record is from RefSeq and is a predicted model, not a curated record. NCBI's taxonomy places the organism in Eukaryota, Metazoa, Nematoda, Chromadorea, Rhabditida, Ancylostomatidae. The transcript has a single exon.